Epinephelus moara (kelp grouper) is the source of this 5966-nucleotide messenger RNA. RefSeq names its product gamma-aminobutyric acid type A receptor subunit alpha1 (gene gabra1). The transcript is spliced from 10 exons. Gene Ontology annotation, biological process: regulation of postsynaptic membrane potential; gamma-aminobutyric acid signaling pathway; signal transduction. The record is from RefSeq and is a predicted model, not a curated record. Gene Ontology annotation, cellular component: dendrite membrane; GABA-A receptor complex; neuron projection. The coding region runs from base 769 to 2154 and encodes 461 amino acids. Lineage: Eukaryota; Metazoa; Chordata; Actinopteri; Perciformes; Serranidae. Gene Ontology annotation, molecular function: benzodiazepine receptor activity; inhibitory extracellular ligand-gated monoatomic ion channel activity; transmitter-gated monoatomic ion channel activity involved in regulation of postsynaptic membrane potential.
UCCGUGCCGUGUAAUCCAUCCGUGUUUCAUUCUCUCUCCUUUUUUUGUUGUUGUUGCUUCAUCGUAAGUACUUCACUGUCCGUUUUAUGACUCUUGUCCAUAAGAUGCCCGAGCUAUCGUGGUCGCGAGCUGGGUCUUUUUGAUGCAUGUCAAUUUUAUCUCCUUGGAAAUCAUCACGUAGGAGUCAGGGAGCGAGACAGCAGAGAGAGCGCGAUGGGGAAAAAGCAAGGGAUCCCAGUUGCAAAUGUAAGAGGAUUUUUAUUUAGCAGCCACUGAAAAAGAGAUUAGGGCGACAGCAGUGGAAGUUAAAUUGUGCUGCAUAUAAAAUGGGCGGGCUAGUCUUUAUAUUAGGCUGGUACGGGCGAUUCUAAAAUUAAAUGGUCUGCGCUUGGACACAGUCUGUUCGCCAUGCGCUUUAUUUACAGGCACGACUGAUGAACUAAAACGUUGAUUUUGGAUGCAGACCUCGGUGCACAGAGCAGAUUUGUUAGUUUAGUAGAUUUUUUUCUUUUUUUUUUUGUUGCUGACAGACUGAGAGAGUUCAACUCACUACAGCACCACCAAUGAACAGUGAGAGAGACCUGCGCAUAUCGUCAGCAGCCGCUUCUCCAGCCUCAAGCUAAAAUUCGUCAGAUCUGAGAUCACAGAGGAUUUUUUCUCAUUCAGUCCGGCUAGAAAAGAUAUUCUGAAAAGUUUGAGGAUAUAGCCAGCGGACACCGAAUAUACCCCCGACUCAUCUGCUCAGUGAAAGGUCCUCAUAUUGCAACUAUGUGUGGACGGAGCAGGACGGCCUUGCUGUGUCUGUGGGCUUGCUUGCUUGUCGCCAACAACGUACAGUGUGGGAAAAGCUCUGGGCAGAACAGCAUGACAGGUGAACCGCCAGAUAACACUACAGUGUUCACCAAGAUCUUAGACAGCCUUCUGGAUGGCUAUGACAAUCGCCUCAGGCCAGGACUGGGAGAGCGUGUAACUGAAGUCAAGACUGACAUUUUCGUGACUAGUAUCGGGCCAGUUUCGGACCAUGACAUGGAGUACACCAUUGAUGUCUUCUUCAGACAGAGCUGGAAGGAUGAAAGGUUAAAGUUUAAAGGCCCCAUGGCUGUGCUGCGUCUCAACAACCUGAUGGCCAGCAAGAUCUGGACCCCCGACACCUUCUUUCACAAUGGCAAAAAGUCGGUGGCUCACAACAUGACCAUGCCAAACAAGCUGCUUCGGAUUACAGAGGAGGGCACGCUGCUCUAUACCAUGAGGCUCACAGUAAGAGCAGAAUGCCCCAUGCACCUGGAAGACUUCCCUAUGGAUGCCCAUGCUUGUCCACUGAAGUUUGGCAGCUAUGCCUACACUCGAGCAGAAGUGGUGUAUGUCUGGACCAGAGGGGCUGCCCAGUCUGUGGUGGUGGCAGAGGAUGGUUCCAGAUUAAACCAGUAUGAUCUGAUGGGGCAGAGUGUGGAUUCUGGUGUGGUCCAGUCCAGCACAGGAGAGUAUGUUGUGAUGACAACCCACUUCCACCUGAAGAGGAAAAUUGGUUACUUUGUGAUCCAGACAUAUCUACCCUGCAUCAUGACAGUCAUCCUCUCCCAAGUGUCUUUCUGGCUCAACAGAGAGUCCGUCCCUGCCAGGACUGUCUUCGGAGUGACCACUGUCCUGACCAUGACCACACUCAGUAUCAGCGCCAGGAACUCUCUCCCUAAAGUGGCCUAUGCCACAGCUAUGGACUGGUUCAUCGCCGUCUGUUAUGCCUUUGUCUUCUCGGCCCUCAUUGAGUUUGCCACAGUAAACUACUUCACCAAGAGGGGUUAUGCCUGGGAUGGAAAAAGUGUGGUGCCAGAGAAGCAAAAGAAGAAGAAGGAGUCCCUCUUGAAGAAGAACAACACAACAGCCUACCCAGCUGCCACUGCUACAGCCUUCGCCCCCAAUAUUGCCAGGGACCCUGGAUUGGCCACUAUUGCCAAAAGCGCCCCACCACCCCCAACUGAGCCCAAGGAGGAGCCAAAGCCCAAGCCUCCAGAGGCCAAGAAGACCUUUAACAGUGUGAGCAAGAUAGACAGGAUUGCCAGAAUAGCCUUCCCUCUGCUCUUUGGAACCUUUAACUUGGUCUACUGGGCGACCUACUUGAAUAAGAAGCCCAAAUUGCAGGGGAUGACCCCACACUAAUCAAUGUUUCAUUCCUUUCAAAUUAUACCUGUAUUUUUUUUUUGUUUUUUUUCAUUUUCUUUCUUAUUCCUCCUAAAACAGGUGUUUAUUUUCAGACAAACAUGGUGUCCAUGCUGGUUUGAAUCCCCAGUUGUUGCAUUGCUUCUAUGUUUACCUAAAGUUUGAAGAUUUUGAAAAAACAAAAUAGAGAAAAAAAAAAAAAGAAAGAAAGACAACGAUACAGACUUUGGAAAGGGUGUUGUUCAGGUCACGGGUGAUGCUACUAAGAAAAUGCUACUAUAAAUAUAUAGCCAAGAGAAUGCUAUUCUACAACUGCACAUAGCCCAAACUUGUUAAGGGGCUUUUGUUUCUAUGUUUGUUUUCUUAUUUUUCAAUGUUUUCUAUUUUAUUUCAACAUGGAAUCACAGACAUGGUAAAAGGCACUUGUGUAUAUGCAUGGGCAGGGCAUCUUAUUAUUUAUGUUUAUUUAUUCAAAAGACAGAUCAACAUCGACUGAUAGCUUAGUUUAUUUGAUAUCAGCAGCAAAAAAUGCUACGCUCAUUCUCUGUCAAAAUAUCUUCAAUUCUCUGUAGAUGUUUUAUGAGAUUAAUUAUGUCAUUCUUCAAAAUAUGUUAGGGUUUCUGCAAUAGCAAUAAAACAUGUCUCAGUGGACACACCAUUUAUUUAGGGAUAAAAACAAUACAAAAAUCCAGUCAUCUUUGUGCUCAGCAUCGAAAAUAUUAAUUUCCUUCCACAGCCUUGUAAAUAUUAUCAAGUGUUAGAGAUGUCAAUAUUAUGUUUAAGCUUUGCAAAGUGUAACUAAAGGGUAUGUUUAUUGAAUACAUGGAAAAGUACUUUUUUUAUUUAAUUUAUUUUUGUUUCUACAAAAAAAGAGUAUAUACUGGUCUAAUUCACGCUUAAGUGACUGUUUCUCGCCAAGUUCGCGUUCCAUUCAAAGCUGCUUUCACACUGAAUUAAAAUAUUAUUCAACUGUGUGUUUGUGUACACACUGACGGCAACAACAGCAACUACAACAUCAACGGUGUAAUCUGAGAUUGGCUAGUUAUGAGUAAGAAUGUAAAAAUCAUCUCGAAUCCUGGAGUGCAUUUGACAUUUAGAAUUAAAAAUAUCAUUAUUUACUUUUUUUUGGUUUGAUUUAUUUAUGGUGGGGCCUCAUUUGCCAAAACGCCAUUUAUAGCAAAGUACAGUUGGCAUCACGUAAAGAUGGGCAGGGCACAUUGAGAAGGAGGAGAAGUGCCUUUUUCAUUUCCAGAGUUGAAGCUGUGAUGGCUACUACUUUGUUGAUUGAUGGCGCAUCUGUAUUUUCCAUCCCACUGUGUCCCCUGACCCUGUUUGCCAUCGUCCCCAUCUCCUUUCAGUUCAAAAUUGAGACAUAACACUCAGAAAGUACCAGCUACACUGCCUUCAGUAUCACAUGCCCGUUUGGACUCAUUUGUUGCUGCUUGUUGGUGAGCAACAGCGAGAGACAGGGACAGAGACAGAAAGAGACAAAGAGAGAAAGGAGACGUUGAGUUGAAGUGGCACUGUAAUCUUGCUUUAGCCGGCGCUGUGUUUCGCACAGAGGACUUGUCUUGUAGUUCCACGAUAGUGACGAAGAUGAAUAUAUUUUUGUAGCAUGAUGUCAAUCCCUCUUCCGAGAAAAACCAACAGAAACUAACGCAAAUGUGAAAAAGAAUUCUUUUGUUUUUGUCUUGAACAUUGCUUGCUCUUUUAUUUCCUUUCAACUUCUACAAAAACACACAUUUUACGGACAUGCUUCUUCUCUGAUGUGGCACGUUGAGGUAUCUGAGCAGUCCAUUUUAAAUUUUGUUAAUGUAGCAAUAUUAAUUAGCAAGGGCUUUUCUUAGGACCUGAACCUGACACUCAGUCUGGGGGUGAUAUCCAUUGUAGCUUUACACUGACCCCUCUCUACUUGUAGUUUUAUCGAUAUACAUGGAAGUCUAGGAAUUAUUUGGAUUUGGUCAAAGAUAACAGGCAUUGCGUUAUGUGUCCAUCUUAGGUUCUGAAGCCUUUGGCUUCCACUCAGACCUUGUUUCAUGAAAUCUCCACAUUUCUUGUCAGGGAGUGGGGGUGAUUUGUUUUGCAUUACGGGUUCUGGGUGUGCUUUUUUCAUGAUGUUUUACAGGGCACUGAACAGGCUAAAAGGCACGUAAGAACCCUGCAGAAUUCUCUGUGUGUUUGUGUGCUGGGGUGAAGAGAUCACGCUAUCGCCAGAGGGAAACGAAAAAGAGAUCGGUGGUUGUUGCUAUUGUUAUUAUUUGCAUUAUCAUUAUGACCAAUACUGAACCUAUCCCCUAAUGGUAGACGUCUUUGCAGGCAUAUGCAAGCAGUCUACUGUUAACAGCCACUUAACCUACAAGCAGAGGGUCAAGGAACUGCAAAGUUCAGGGUGAAGAGUUGUAUAAAGAUAUUUGAAAUUUAAACUAUUGUAUGUAUGUUUAUUAUCAUGAAGAAAAAAAAUAUAUAUACAUAUGUAAAAUACAUAAUGCAUACAGUAUUUGAUUCUAUUAAUGAAGAUAUUAGCUAAGAUGAUGAUGAAUAUUGUUUGUAUUAUCAACCUAUUGUUAUGCAUUUUGCACAUUUAGAAGAACAAUAACAUUACAUUUAUGUAGUCAGCUUCGUGCUAUGCAAGGACAGCUUUGAACCACAUCAUUGACCUUCUCUCCCUGACCAUUGUGUUUCAGAUUUACAAGCUAUUAUAUAAAAAAAAGAAAUAAAAAAAAGCUUAGCUUUUAUAUCAGCUGCGCACCCACUAGCUUUUUUUCUUUCAACCAUGGCUAUACAGGGUGACAUCAAAGAAAACAGUGGAUUAUCUCUUUUGUUUGCGCUUUGGAUUUGUCGGUGGUUGAAGGGAAAAUGGCUUUCAUUGUUGAUUGCACUUUUUCUCCAGAGACAUGCAAUAAAGUGAUUGAACUGGAAAACCAGGAGCAAAACUGUAACAAGAUCACCUUGUUAAUAAUAUUUAUGCUCAUUUUUGAGCUUGUUUGUCAUUACAAAAAUGGAGGCAGGCAAAAAUGUUACUUCGCUAAAUGGAUCAUUUUGUUUAUCCUUUGCUUGCCAAAGCUCAGUGAUAUUACAGGGAGCACCACAGAGUUUUGCCUUUGAGUAAAAGUGAGUUUUGUAAACUUUUCUGUUGGGAAUAUCUUCGCAAAGCCCCUAUCCUGUACUGUAAGCAGGAUCAAACAAAUGCUAAAGACCACUUACAGAUAUUUUUGAGCCAGGUCUGGUUUUGCUACAUUUAAUGCUCCAGAGAGAGAAUGUGAAAUAUGAGGCACAGUGCAAUCAUGAGCUUCCAACUUUUACCUUCACAGUCAUAUGCAGAGCAUACAUGUAAAUAUCACAUUUGUAGGCACAUCAGUCAUUUAUUUCAUUCUGUUUGAUGCAAGGUCCAUUGCAGUUCUCAGCAGCACUUGCUUUUCAACAUUGAGUCUUUGGUUAUUCCUAGAUACCUACUGGAGUUUUUUCUUGUAUUUUUAUCAAGCAAAAUAUGUUCUGAUUUUCACUGAAAUGUAAAAAAAAAACUAAUUUUCUAAAGCACAAAAGUUGAUUAGGGUAAGAGAAGAUAGAGUGAGACUGUAUACAUAUGGACAUUGACAAACACAAACUUUCAAAACGCACACAGACACACAUAACCACAUACAGUACACCAGAAUGUGUUGGUAGUUCAAUGAUACUGUCAAAGGGUUCUGAUGGAUGUAGAUGAAAUGGUGAACCUUCUGUAAAUGUUUUCUUUUGUUUCUUUUGGUUAUGAUAUGGCCCUGUAGAAUCUGAUUCUCUGCAUUAGUCUUUAAAUAAAAAGAAAACAAAUGAAA